GAGAGAUUCUGCUGACUAAUCGGAGAAAAAGUGGUUAGGUGAGAUUUCGCGGGUGCACUCGUGAUCAAACUCAAUGCUAUAUUGUUAUAUUUUGCUGACAAAAAAAGCGAAGAUCACUUUAGAGAUAUCGCUAUGACUUUUUGUUGAAAAAUCUUGGCUCUGGAUGGAAGCACUCUGGAAGACCAAAGCUGCAUGUGGAGGGUUUGAGAGCAUCAUGCAGAUAUCUAGAUCUUUUGGUUCAUUUUCAUCGGAAAGAACUUUAAUCUGUUAGAUGGUCUCUCAUCUGACUCAAGCUGGCUCCAACAUGGCUCCAAUAAUUGGACAAACAAAGAAAAUUCAUGAUGGUGUUUCGCACUCUCCUUCAUCACCAAGACAACAGAGAACAUUUACAUUUGAGUUAAAGGAGACAUUUGUGCGACAAACUGUAAUGAUGUCUCUUUGGUACCUCUUUAGUUUCGGUUCAAUUAUAUCAAACAAGUACAUCUUGUCAACAUUAGAUGGUGAUGCCAGCCUACUUGGUGAGACCCAAAUGGUGUGUUCUGUGCUAUUUGGAGCAGUCAAGAUGUAUCUACCCUGCUGCUUGUUCCAUCGGACUUCAGGCCAUCACCAAGAUGGACCUAAAUUUCAUUUUUUUCGUAACAUGGCAAUUUUAGGUUGGAUGAGGUUUGCUACCAUAGUGUGUUCUCUCAUUACUCUGAAGUAUGUAGCUGUUUCUUUCUCUGAAACCAUAAAAUCUUCAGCUCCAAUUUUCACAGCAAUUAUAGCUUGGCUUAUGUUAGGUGACAAAUCAAGUGUAUUUGUGAAUCUGUCUCUUCUUCCAAUCAUGGCUGGUCUGUCACUUUGUACUGCUUCAGAGCUCAGCUUCAACAUGGUUGGAUUUAUAUCUGCUCUUCUAAAUAAUGUCAUGGAUUGUUUUCAGAAUGUGUUUUCAAAGAAGCUUCUAAGUAGUGAUCAUCCCUACAGUCCACCAGAACUUCAGUUUUAUACCAGUGCUGCUGCAAUUGCUGUUCAACUACCUUUCUGGUUUUUCCUGGAGUGGCCUGGGAAAAUGAAGUUGACAGAGGAUAGACAUUUGAUUUUUAUGUUGCUGUUGAAUGGAUUUAUGUUCUACAUGCAAAGUCUUACAGCAUUUGGACUGAUGUCUUUGAUUUCUCCUGUUACAUUUAGUGUCUCCAACACAGCAAAGAGAGCCUUGUUGAUCUGGUUGUCUGUCUUAGUGUUUGGUAAUGAGGUCACAACCCUUAGUGCCAUAGGAACUAUUAUGGUGACAUGUGGAGUCUUCUUAUACCAAAGAGCCAAAAGUCAUCAGAAAAAAGUCAAGGAAAAGGACAGAGAAGACAUAGAACAUGAGGAAGUCUAAACAAGAGGCUCAGUGUAGAACAUGCUGAGAAAUCCUGGCAAUUGAUUCAGUGUGUCUUAUUUGAAUCAGGGUCUUGAGGUGCUGUUUCAUGAGGCCCUGGUAGGCUUCUCUAUUUAGAUGGCGUGAGUGAUUUUCAGAAUUCGUUACCAAGACCCUUUACAGUGCUUUUAAUAUACCUCAGGCCAAUGGAAUAAUGACAAGCAAUCAGAGGGUAGGACUGAAUUUUACAUUCAAAAAAAGUUCUUAUCCCGCCAGUCAUAUUUUGCAUAAAAAACAGUGAAAUUUGAACUUGUUUGUUGACUUGUGACAUUCAAUUAUCUUCUGUGUUGUAACAUGUUAGAAUCAAGGAAGGUAAGAUCCACCUGCCAACGCCACUUUAAAAAAGGAAACAAAAUUCUGUUUUUGAGUCCAAAUUUGUUUAUAAGGUUUGGUGAGAACAGAUCCUUAGCACACAAUUUUCAUCAAAAUAAUAAAUGUAACAAAGCAAUAUAACUGCCGGGUUAGGUUAAGGAAAUUGUAAGAAAAAAAGUUAUCCUUGCAGAAACAACUAGUGAAUAAUAAAAUUGGGGAAAUUUUUUAGCUUUAAUUUACCUGCCUAACAUGUACAAUAUAGAUGUCUUUCUUAAGUUAACAAGCCAAUAGGUCAAAAUUAAAUGUCGUCCUAAGACCCAUUUAGUAAUUUAAAAAAAGAAAGGGUCCUGGUAACUAAACAGGCCUGUAAAGUUCUUCUGUUUUCACUCAAGGUAGGGGUUUUAAAAGUUUUGAAAAUUAUACUUUGAAACCAUCACCUAAAGAAAAAAAAUGGACUGGUUAGGGUACCAGAACCUACUUAUUUAUUCUUCAAAUCUUGAUUAUAAAAUAAGGCUUCUGGUCCAUUAAGUUACUGGGACUUUUGAGAAAUGGGUCCCCAGACUGAACAUUUUCAAAAGGAUGAAGUGGUUCAAAAAUGGUACUAUUGUAAGAUUUUUUAAAUUUUUUUCAAGACCACAUACACCAAGAGAAGCUCAUUACAUGAGGUAGUUGACAGAUCAACUUAUCACUUAGUAGUUACAUGGUUUCUUACAAUUCUUUGGUAAAUCCAUGCCUCUUAACCGUUUCAUUCCCAGAUCUCAUUAGUACUUCUCCUUGCUGUAUGCUGUAAAAUUCUCAUGAUAUUAGUUUGGAGAAUUUGGUAUUGGCUCAAGUAAUAAUUCCCCCAAUUGGUAUUUUUCUUUUUGCUCAUUACUGCUUGAUAUUGCAUCGAUAUCAUAAGAAUUCUGGCUUUGUCACUCAUGAGAGUUAAAGGUUAAAGAAUACACUAGUAAGUACUAUUUAAAUUGACUAUCAACUUGAUGUAAAUUCCCUUUAUAUAUUUUUGAUUACUGGUAAAGGUUUGUUUCAACUUUGAUAAAUUGCAAAUGUCACAAAAUCAACAUAGUUUCUCAAAAAUUGUUCAAGCCUAUUUUGAAAUAUUUUUUAAAGUCUGCACCCCAGCCCCUUUCGUUUGGAAUAAUUUCUGUUUGAAACUUCAUGUUUAUUAAGUAGUAAUCAGUAUUUACCUCAUUAAAUGAAAUAUCAUAGAAGCUUGUUGAAGAGGUGAAAAAUGAUGAUAUUGAUAAUUUUAGUGACUAAUUUAUAGACUUAGAGAAAUACAGAUGAUGUGUGAAGUUUAUUUGAAAUAAACAAAAAUGACUCUCUGAAUCCUCAUUAAAUGUUGGUAACUU
This is a messenger RNA of Pocillopora damicornis (cauliflower coral), 3063 nucleotides long. RefSeq names its product solute carrier family 35 member E2A. The record is from RefSeq and is a predicted model, not a curated record. Lineage: Eukaryota; Metazoa; Cnidaria; Anthozoa; Scleractinia; Pocilloporidae.